Messenger RNA from Rhinichthys klamathensis goyatoka, 867 nucleotides. Its product is annotated as C-reactive protein-like. Bases 197 to 862 code for a protein of 221 amino acids. The record is from RefSeq and is a predicted model, not a curated record. Lineage: Eukaryota; Metazoa; Chordata; Actinopteri; Cypriniformes; Leuciscidae. The transcript is spliced from 3 exons.
CACGUCAACUUCCCUUUUACAGGUUAAACUGGGUAAAAAAAAAGGAUGACUGGGAGGAUCAUACGUGAAUCUGGGCUGAACCCAAUCUGCAAAUAAAUACUCGAGACACUUCUAGUCACGACCAUCUGUGAGACAAACAUCUGACCUGACCUGAUCUACUCUCUGAAAACACCUGUUGAACAUCACCUGCAGCAAGAUGUUGCUUUUACUUUUCUGUCUGCUUUCUCUGACGGCAGCGGCUGCUGAAGUGGGUCUUAGUGGUAAAGCGCUUCUGUUUCCAACCAAGACGGAUUCCAGCUUUGUUAAACUCACUCCUGAAAAGCCCCUGAGUCUCUCAGCGUUUACUCUCUGCAUGCGUGUGGCGACGGAGCUCCAGGGUCAGAGGGAGAUCAUUCUCUUCGCCUACCGAACAUCCAGCGUCGACGAGCUCAACGUGUGGAGAGCGAAAGAUGGCCGCUUUAUUUUUUAUAUUCAGUCUAGUAGUAAUGGAGCGAUUUUCCGCCUGCCUCCUCUCUCCACGUUCCAGACUCACCUGUGCCUCACCUGGGACUCUGCGACCGGUCUUACUGCUUUUUGGGUGGAUGGACGGCGCAGUGUGUUCCAGAUCUAUAGGAAAGGUCACUCAGUUCGUCCUGGCGGCACCGUUCUGCUCGGCCAGGACCCUGAUAAAUAUGUGGGUACCUUUGACGCAGAGCAGAGCUUAGUAGGUGAAAUUACAGAUGUGCAAAUGUGGGAUCAUGUUCUCUCUGCCAUUCAGAUUAAGGCGGUUUAUUCUAACCAGGAACCGUAUGUGCCGAAGGGAAACGUGAUUGACUGGAACACCAUCAAAUAUGAGACCAGAGGAAAUGUGCUAGUGGUGUAAGAUAA